AUGGCCGAAUUGCCGACUUCGCCGAACGCAGCCGGCGUCGGCGGCGGCGCAGGCGGCGAUUAUCUACACCGCUCCAUCGAUCAAUUGCGUUCCAUGAACGAGCGUGGCGUGCUCUCCUCCCUCAGCCAUUUAACGACGGCUCAGCUGGUACACGACUAUAAGCCGUUCAACAUCAAUAUCAAUGAGUUCCGUCAGAACGUUGAACGUCUGGAUUACUCCCUCAAGAAUGGCUUGGUAGGAUUGCAUCAACAGCAGCAACAACAACAGCAGCAGCAGCAGAUUGUUGUGGACCAACAUCAGCAGCAGCAGCAACAACAACACCAACAUGAACACGAACAACAACAGCAGCAGCAGCAGCAAUUGCAUCAGAUGAAGACGAGUUACAGUGCUCCCAAUUCACCGCAAACCCCAACGCAUCUAAGCGAGCAGCCCGAACAAAAGUACGAUCCAAAUGCUGCCGCGGAGCAUGCGCAUAAACCGCCGCGUCAUCAUCAGAGCAGUGCGUCGCCGGAGCAGCGGGAUCAGGCGAAACCGUAUAAAUGUAAUUCCUGUACGAAAUCCUUUGCCAACUCGUCGUACCUUUCGCAGCAUACGCGCAUCCAUCUGGGCAUCAAGCCCUAUCGCUGUGAGAUCUGUCAGCGAAAGUUUACGCAAUUGUCGCAUCUACAGCAGCACAUCAGGACGCAUACGGGCGAUAAACCCUAUAAGUGCCGCCAUGCCGGCUGUCCGAAGGCCUUUUCGCAACUCUCCAAUCUGCAAUCACAUUCGCGUUGCCAUCAAACGGAUAAGCCCUUUAAGUGCAACUCCUGCUAUAAGUGUUUCGGCGAUGAGUUGACCCUGCUCGAGCAUAUACCCAAGCACAAGGACUCCAAACAUCUGAAGACGCACAUUUGCAAUUUGUGUGGCAAAUCCUACACGCAGGAGACGUAUCUGCAAAAGCAUCUGCAGAAGCACGCCGAGAAGGUGGAAAAGCAGCAACAGCGGCAAACAGCGAGCGGUGCAGCAAGCGCGCUAAACGUGCAGCAUCAUGUGCCGCCCGGAGGCAUUGGUCUGAAUCUGCAGCGACAGGUGAUGAAUGCUGCGGCUGUGGCCGGCGAUGCUAAUGCCGCCUAUUGGGCCAAAAUGGGGGCCGAUAGUGCGGCGGCCACGCUUGCGGAGGCCAUACAACAACAGCAAGCCGCGGCAAUACAGCAGCUGCCCCAAAGCGGCUACAACUUUAGCGCCUUGCAACAGCAUCAGCAGCAACAGCAGCAGCAGCAGGAGUUGUUGCAACAGCAUCAUCAGCGCCUAGCCAAUGGCGGUGAUACGCCAAAUCAUUCGCAGAGUCCGCAUGAUGAGGGGGAGGAUCUGGUCAUGCGUCAGUCCACGCCGCAACAUCAACUGCAGCAGCAACAACAACAGCAGCAGCAACAACAACAACAGCAACAGGCAGCACAUUCCCCCGGUCUGCCGUACGACGUGAAGACCACAUCCGCCUUUACGCCGCUCGUCGCCACGCCCACGCAUCUGCAACAACGCCCACCAGCCGCCUCGGCCGCGUAUCUCUAUCAGCAGAACGCUGCUGCCGCAUUUCCCACGCAGCUCAUCUCACUACACCAGAUACGCAACUAUGCGCAUCAGCCGGGAGCAGCAGCUGCUGGCCUCAUCGCCGGCGAUCAUCUUCUGGGGUUAAGUGUCACCGCCGGCGGCGGCGCUGGCAAGGAGAAGGCGCAAUAGUACAGGAGGCAUGGCCGCGAACAAAGGCAUCUACAAGCAGAAACUCAAAAGCAGCAGCAACGAUGACAACAAAGGGGUAAUACGUAAGCCUAAAAAAGCUCUGCUGGCGCUAACUUCUGCUCAAUGAUCCAGUCACUCAGCAGACCAGGAUUCCUGGUCACUUAACUCCUCUCCAAUCUAAGCAAUGAGUUACAUUCGUAGUGCUUUCCAAUUUCACAAUCCAGACCUGCAAUCAUUGUUCAAAAGUUAGCGACUUCGUGGCUUUAUAAGUUAGAGUUAGUUAGGGCCGCUCAGUGUGGUUGGUAUUCGAUUGUUGCUGAAGGGCUUCUAGAUGUUUGGUUUCAUAAUCUCAUGAGUUGGCACUCAGGUGGUUCCUUGGCCUAAGGUUUGAAAUUGAAAAUUGUAUACGAUCAGAAAAUAUUGUGGCUACCUUAACGCUUUUAGUUUAUAAUUAGGAAUCCACCAAGGAAUCACAUUUUUGCUACUCCCCUGCCUGUAGUUCAAUCUAUUCUGCAACACUCUUCCGUUCAUUUUUCUAGUUUCUGUAAUUCCCAUCACUGCCUUUGAGAAUGUGUACAAAUUUGAAACCUCAUGCUCUAAAUCGCCUCCUCUCUAUAUGCAUAUAUCUUUGCCAUCCGCAUUGCGCCUAUUUUUACAUUUUAUAGACAAACUCAGGUUUUUAAAUAAGCUACAAACAUUAAGCAUUAAUUAUAUAAUUCUAAGGACCUCGAAACAAUUUGUAAUUACAAUCGGCCGACAAAAUUCUAAAGUACUUGAAUACUAGAUUUCUGUGAAAUGUUUUGAGUACUUCAAAAUUUUGUUUAAAACCAAUCUUUUUAUAUGCGAAUCCCCUACUAUUUAUCAUAGGUGCCGUACAAAGUACUGCGAUAGUAAACUUAUUUGUACAUACCUAUUUGCAUACUACUAUAUAGAGUAUGAACAAUACACAAAAAUAAAGUAUCAACUUGGUUUUUACAAAUAUGGAUAUUUAUUUUAAUCUGAAACACACACACAUACCUAGUUCAACAUAUAGUUACCCCAUUUA
Scaptodrosophila lebanonensis is the source of this 2761-nucleotide messenger RNA. Its product is annotated as zinc finger protein squeeze. NCBI's taxonomy places the organism in Eukaryota, Metazoa, Arthropoda, Insecta, Diptera, Drosophilidae. Gene Ontology annotation, biological process: negative regulation of transcription by RNA polymerase II. The record is from RefSeq and is a predicted model, not a curated record. Bases 1 to 1716 code for a protein of 571 amino acids. The transcript has 2 exons. Gene Ontology annotation, molecular function: DNA-binding transcription repressor activity, RNA polymerase II-specific.